Molecule: messenger RNA, 2705 nt
Organism: Vigna unguiculata (cowpea)
Lineage: Eukaryota; Viridiplantae; Streptophyta; Magnoliopsida; Fabales; Fabaceae
Product: F-box/kelch-repeat protein SKIP11 pseudogene
Source: RefSeq, a predicted model, not a curated record
GAGAGGGUCCUCUCUUUCAGAUUUUGCUCCAAAAUCAGAACAACCAAACCUUCCAUCUGAUUUGCAGAGAGUUUUCUCAAGGGACCAACCAGAGACAACCAAGGACACUGUAGAGAGAGAAAGUGGUUCUUUCUCAUGUGAAAAACAAAGGGAAAUAAAAAAGUGGUUUUUGGGGAUUUGCCUUGGUGAUUGGUUGAACGAUAUUUCGAUCUGAAGAAACUUGUGUGACGGGUGUUGAUUAGAUGGGCCUUGCUUGCUGUGAUGGGUGUUUAAAUUUGUGCAAAGAAGUAAAAGGGGCAAAAAUUAGGAACUUGUGAAUUGAAUUGGAUUUCAUCAAUUCUGUUUGAACAGGCUCUUGAUUUUGCUGUGGUGGAUUGAAGUGCGAAGGCGCUCCUUUCUCUGUGGCGGAGACAUGUUGGACGGUCGUUCGUGCGUUGUUCCGAGGUUGUUUUCCAGCACUUGCCAGGCAGAGAACGACUGGUCUUACAUGAAGUGCUUGCUGGAGUUGGACAUCAAGAAUGGAAAGCGCCCUAUGGAGAUUGAUGAUGUCGAGGAUGAGCCCCAGCAGCCGAGGAAGUGUACUAGGAAGUUGGAUUCUUACAAUAGAGUUGAAAUGGCUCGAAUUUCCUUUCAGAGGCAAUCUAUUGAGGCCAAGGAUUCCGUCGUUUCCCAGAUGGAUCAGGAGACUAUUGAGCCAUUGAACGUUUGUGAAGGAGUUGUCGGAGAAGGUGGAGCUUUGACCGACCGGCGGCUACUGGGUGAGCAAGAACAUGAGGAGGGUGAUGGUGAUUUGAUGGAUGUUGGUGACCAUCAAUCCGAUGGACAGCAUCAGGCUAAGCCUGGGGAUUUAUCAGAUGAACACCGGUUGCAGCAUGAUGAGAAUCUAAUGAAUUCAAGUGAGCAGCAAUCUGAGCAGCAGCAGCAGCAGCAUGGUGGGGAUUCUUCAGAUUCCGGUUCUCUCUUGCCACGCAUGAACCGUGACAGCUCAAUCGCGUGUCUCAGCCGGUGUUCAAGGUCAGACUACGGUUCUCUAGCCUCGCUGAAUAGGAGCUUCCGGAACAUAAUCCGAAGUGGUGAACUCUACCAAUGGAGGAGACUAAAUGGGAUUAUGGAGCACUGGAUUUAUUUUUCCUGCGCCCUUCUGGAAUGGGAGGCCUAUGAUCCAAUCCGUCAGAGAUGGAUGCAUUUGCCAAGAAUGGCUUCUAAUGAAUGCUUCAUGUGUUCAGACAAGGAAUCUUUAGCUGUAGGAACCGAGCUACUUGUGUUUGGGAGGGAGCUAAGGUCUCAUGUGAUUUACAGAUACAGUCUGUUGACAAACUCAUGGACAUCUGGAAUGAGGAUGAAUGCUCCAAGAUGCUUGUUUGGCUCAGCAAGUCUUGGAGAGAUUGCAAUAUUAGCUGGUGGGUGUGAUUCAGAGGGACACAUCCUUGACUCUGCUGAAUUAUACAAUUCCGAGACUCAAACAUGGGAAACACUGCCAAGUAUGAAGAAACCCAGGAAAAUGUGUUCUGGGGUGUUUAUGGAUGGAAAGUUUUAUGUGAUAGGGGGGAUUGGGGGGAGUGAUUCAAGGGUGCUAACAUGUGGAGAGGAGUACAAUGUUCAGAGCAGAACAUGGACAGAGAUUCCAAACAUGUCCCCGGGAAGAAGUAGUAGGGGUCCUGAGAUGCCUGCAACGGCUGAGGCACCACCUUUGGUUGCAGUUGUAAAUGAUGAACUUUAUGCUGCUGAUUAUGCUGACAUGGAGGUUAAGAAGUAUGACAAGGAAGAAAAAGUGUGGAUUAGCAUUGGGAGAUUGCCAGAACGAGCGGUGUCGAUGAAUGGUUGGGGUCUUGCAUUCAGGGCGUGUGGAGAUAAGCUUAUUGUGAUUGGUGGACCAAGGACUCAUGGUGAGGGUUUUAUUGAACUCAAUUCAUGGGUGCCUAGUGCAGGGCCUCCACACUGGGAUCUACUUGCUAGGAAACGUUCUGGCAAUUUUGUCUAUAAUUGUGCUGUCAUGGGAUGUUGAAGCAUUGAAUUGUCAAAAAGUUACACAUUUUGAUGCUUCAAGUCCAAGGAGUGGCACAAACAUUGAUUCGUCCAUUGACACAGGAUUCUUGCUAAUUGGUACAUUGCCCCCCUUAUUUCUUUCUGUGAUAUUUUUCUUUGAAAGGUUGGGGAUGAUGGGGACAACAUUCAGAAAUUACUCAAGAUUAGCUGAAAAGUUUUAUGGGGAGGAGCUAUUCAGUCUUCUUUCUUUUUUUCUUUUUUUAUGUUUAAAAUUUCAACCACUAUUUUGUUACAUCGAAAUUGGCAUCUUCCCCCCCCCCCAUUUCCAUUGACAUGUGAUUUUUCGAACUUUGGUAUCAUGUAGCAAAGGAAUAGAUUAAAUAAUUUAAGUUCUACACAAACUUAGGUUACUGCUGUUGUUUGUUUAAGUUCUACACAAACUUCAUUUUCUUGAUCAUAAAUUUCCUAGCUUGAAGGAAUGAAAUAAUUUUCUGAGAGUUUUGUCUUUUUCUUUCUUUUUUUUUCUUUCUUGGAUUCUGUAUUCAUUCAAUUUUGCACAUUUGAAUUCAUGGACCUUGUAUUUUGAGCUGUUUCUAGUCUGGACUUUGGUAUCAUAUAUAGAACUUUCUGUCUCCAAUUUUUUAGCACUAUGGCACUAAAAAUGAGGAAAGUUUUCCUUUUUUUAGACUGCAACCUUGAUGGAAAAAUCAGUUUGCUUC